CUAAAAACAGUUACGCGUUUCUUUUUGUUUCUGGGUUCAGAGAACCCUUAGCAUAUAUGGCCACGAAGCAAAUAAGUCACGAAAACGAUGAAGUCAGAUCCAAAAAACUAUAAUACAAAGACAUUAAAUGCGACAUUUCAAAGCGAUAAUGUCACUCGCCAUUAUAAAUCAUCACGUCAUUAGCCACACAACAAACAUAAAUUAGUAACCAAAAACACCAACGAAAGAAGGAAGAAUCAGAAGAAAAAAAAACAGAGGAUGAAGCAAUAUGUGCUUGUUCACGGUGGCUGCCACGGCGCGUGGUGCUGGUACAAAGUAAAACCGGUGCUGGAAAAUUCCGGCCACCGUGUGACGGUUGUUGAUCUGACGGCGUGUGGUGUGAACAUGAGCAAAGUAGAAGAGAUUCAGACUUUGGAAGAUUACGCUAAGCCGUUGCUCGAGGUUCUUGAGUCGUUUGGCUCAGAGGAUAAAGUAAUCCUCGUCGCGCAUAGUCUCGGAGGAGCAUCGAUUUCCCUUGCAGCCGACAUGUUUCAUCGUAAGAUCUCUGUUGCUGUCUUUGUAACCUCCUUUAUGCCUGACACGACGAAUCCACCUUCGUACAUGUUCGAAAAGUAUAUCGAGAGGCUAUCAAAAGAAGAACAAAUGAUGGAUCUGGAGCUUGGGACUUACGGUACUAGUGAUCAUCCUCGAAUGACUGCUUAUCUUGGACCUAAAUUCUUAAAGACCAUGUAUCAACUCUCUCCUAUCGAAGAUUUUGAGUUAGCCAAAACAUUGGUGAGAGUUGGACCGGCGAUUACCAGUGGUCUGACAGGCACAAAAAGCUUAACCGAGGAAGGGUAUGGAUCGGUUCCUCGUGUGUAUAUUGCAUGUGGAGAAGACAAGGGUUUAAGUGUAGAUUUCCAGCGAUGGAUGAUCGAGAAUUAUCCGGUUAAAGAAGUGAUGGAGAUCAAAGAUGCAGAUCAUAUGCCAAUGUUCUCCAAGCCACUUGAACUCUGUGAUCUUCUACUGAAGAUUGCUGACAAAUAUGCGUAAAUAAGUGUAUGUCUAUGUUAUACUAUGUAUGUUCUCCAAGCCACACGAACUCUGUGAUCGUCUUCUAUAGAUUGCUGAGUAAUAUGCGUAAACAAGUAUAUGUCUAUGUUACUAUGUAUCAUGUAUGUGAAUGAUUAUGGUUCUUGAGAAUGACAAAAAAAAAAAAAAAAAAACUCAACGAUGACAUUGUCAAAAUCAAGAGAGGCUACGGCUUUAAAUUGGAGGAAAAAAUUAUGUAGUAAA
Molecule: messenger RNA, 1275 nt
Organism: Thlaspi arvense
Lineage: Eukaryota; Viridiplantae; Streptophyta; Magnoliopsida; Brassicales; Brassicaceae
Source: the annotation of a GenBank genome assembly